AUGCUUCCUGCUGUCUUUUCUCGUUUCAUGUCAGUUUCAUCUGCUCGCCUAGAGGAUAGUGGAUUUGAAACUGCCACUGUAUCAGAUGUCUUGAAGUCUAAAGGGAAGAGUGCUGAUGGAUCUUGGCUGUGGUGCACCACAGAGGAUACUGUCUAUGAUGCUGUCAAAUCGAUGACGCAGCACAACGUGGGAGCUUUGGUGGUUGUCAAACCUGGAGAGGAUAAAUCAAUUGCUGGCAUUGUCACUGAGAGAGAUUACCUCCGGAAAAUCAUAGUGCAGGGAAGAUCUUCCAAGUCAACUAAGGUUGGCGACAUCAUGACUGAAGAGAACAAACUGAUCACAGUGAAUCCCAACACCAAAGUCGUGCAAGCAAUGCAGCUCAUGACAGACAACCGCAUCAGACACAUCCCGGUGAUUGACGGCACAGGGAUGCUGGGGAUGGUCUCCAUCGGUGACGUCGUGCGCGCAGUGGUGGCCGAGCACAGGGAGGAGCUGAACCGGCUCAAUGACUACAUCCAGGGAGGCUACUAG
Molecule: messenger RNA, 531 nt
Organism: Miscanthus lutarioriparius
Lineage: Eukaryota; Viridiplantae; Streptophyta; Magnoliopsida; Poales; Poaceae
Source: the annotation of a GenBank genome assembly